This is a messenger RNA of Cordyceps militaris CM01, 1308 nucleotides long. Its product is annotated as MFS transporter, putative. The coding region runs from base 1 to 1308 and encodes 435 amino acids. NCBI's taxonomy places the organism in Eukaryota, Fungi, Ascomycota, Sordariomycetes, Hypocreales, Cordycipitaceae. Gene Ontology annotation, biological process: transmembrane transport. The transcript has 2 exons. Gene Ontology annotation, molecular function: transmembrane transporter activity. Gene Ontology annotation, cellular component: membrane. The record is from RefSeq and is a predicted model, not a curated record.
AUGAGCGCCGGGUAUUGGUUGGUCUGGCAACUCCCAAACCCCCAAACCCCUUCAAGACAACUCAUCUGCUAUAACAUGGUCAUAUCUAUAUUCUACAUAUCCUACAUUCUCUUCGAGAUCCCCUCCAAUAUUCUCUGCAAGUGGAUGGGGCCCGGCUGGUUCAUCCCCCUCCUGACCGUACUCUUCGGCGUCGCUUCCGUCGGCACCGCCUUUGUCGAGACGGUCCCACAGGCUGCCGGUGUGCGCUUUCUGCUUGGCAUCUUCGAGGCCGGCAUGAUGCCCGGAAUCGCCCACUACCUCUCCCGCUGGUACCGCCGCUCCGAGUUGGCAUUCCGCCUGUCCCUGUACAUUGUCAUGGCCCCGCUCGCAGGCGCCUUUGGCGGGCUGCUUGCCACCGCCAUCCUCCGACUCAACAACUUCGGAAGCCUCCAUAGCUGGCGCAUGAUUUUUGCCAUCGAAGGCAUCAUCACGGUCCUCCUGGGCAUUGUCGCCUUCGUGAUCCUCACCGAUCGUCCAGAAACGGCCCGCUGGCUCAGCCCCGAGGAGAAGCAGCUCGCUAUUGCCAGGAUCCAGUCGGAGCGCGUCGGCAGCACGCAAGUCCUGGACCGCAUCGACACCAAGAAGUUGCGGCGUGGCAUUUUCAACCCAGUCACCCUGAGCACGGCAUUUGUCUUCCUGCUGAACAACAUCACCGUGCAGGGUCUGGCUUUCUUCGCCCCCACCAUUGUCGCAACCAUCUACAAAGACAGCACCGUCGUCCAGAAGCAACUUUACACCGUGCCCCCCUAUGUCGUCGGGGCAUUCUUUACUGUGCUAUUUCCUCUCAUCAGCUGGCGCAUCGACCGGCGUCAAAUUUUCUUCAUCCUGUCUGCCCCGCUCGUCAUGGUGGGCUACAGCAUGUUCCUUGGGUCCCAUGACGCGUCGGUGAGAUAUGGCGCCACGUUCCUCAUUGCUUCUUCCGCCUUCUCCCUCGGCGCCCUCACAAACGCGCAAGUAUCCGCCAAUGUGGUGGGUGAUACCACCCGCAGCGCCGCCAUUGGCACUAAUGUCAUGUUUGGCAACACUGGCGGCCUCAUCAGCGCCUGGUCCUACUUGCCCUUUGACGCACCCAACUACCGCAUCGGCAAUGGCCUCAACCUGGCGGCAGCCGGUACCGUCUUGAUCAUUAGCACCCUCACACUACUGUGGAUGAAGGCAGACAAUAAGAGAAGGCGGAGCGUGGACGUUGAUGAGGAACUUCGACACAAGACGCAGCAAGAAAUCGAGGACAUGGACUGGACUCAUCCAGGCUUCUUGUGGAAACCCUAA